AUGAUUUACUUGGAAGCUACUUUCCUCAUUGGUAGAUUCAGGGGUACUUUGACGGCUGCAACAUGUGUCAAUGGAAAUGAUGGUUUUUACCCAUAUGCCUUUGCUAUUGUUUUAUCUGAAAACAAAGACAAUUGGUUUUGUUUUCUGGAUAAUCUUCAACAAGUGGUCGAUGAUCGUCCGAUUGUUUUCCUUAGUGAUCGUCACGAAGAACUUCUGCAGGGCAUUCCAAGAGCAUUUCCUGGUUCAUAUCACAUCUAUUACUUUUACCACAUCAAGUGCAAUCUCCCUAUUGGAAAAGGUGAUGCGAAUUACAAUGCCGUUAUUGAUUUGUUUUACAAAGCUACUUACUCUUACACAACAACAAACUUUGAAGAAGCUUUGCGGGGCAUAUAUGCUGAUCACUCUUCAUUUAUUGCCGAGUCAUUCAAUAACUGGAUUCUUGAGUUCAAAAAGCUGUCUGCUUUUGCUCUUCUCGAUGCGAUACAUUUGAAGGUUAUGCAGAUGAAUUCUAAGAGAAGGGUAGAAGGUCUUGAAAAUUUUAACACUGGGCUCACUCCCGUAUACGAGGAUUUACUAAACGAGAACAUCAAUAUUGGUCGUACUUGGAUUGUUGUUGAGUCUAUGGAAAGAUUGUAUGAAGUCAGGUCUCCCCGCACUCAUUCUGUAGAUCUAUUGGAGAUAACUUGUACGUGUCACAGGUGGCAAGUGGGUGACCCUUCAAUGCUCUCUUCUUAUUGA
Papaver somniferum (opium poppy) is the source of this 738-nucleotide messenger RNA. RefSeq lists its product as uncharacterized. The transcript has 4 exons. The coding region runs from base 1 to 738 and encodes 245 amino acids. NCBI's taxonomy places the organism in Eukaryota, Viridiplantae, Streptophyta, Magnoliopsida, Ranunculales, Papaveraceae. The record is from RefSeq and is a predicted model, not a curated record.